This is a messenger RNA of Penicillium vulpinum, 1167 nucleotides long. Its product is annotated as 3-deoxy-7-phosphoheptulonate synthase. The record is from RefSeq and is a predicted model, not a curated record. The transcript has 3 exons. Gene Ontology annotation, cellular component: cytoplasm. Gene Ontology annotation, biological process: aromatic amino acid biosynthetic process. Lineage: Eukaryota; Fungi; Ascomycota; Eurotiomycetes; Eurotiales; Aspergillaceae. The coding region runs from base 1 to 1167 and encodes 388 amino acids. Gene Ontology annotation, molecular function: 3-deoxy-7-phosphoheptulonate synthase activity.
AUGCCUCUCUUACGGGUUUCCGAAGUCCAUGAAGACACACGCAUCGUUGGCUUUGAUCCAUUGCUGGCCCCCGAGUAUCUUCAGCGAGAAAUCCCCGCAUCACUAUCUUCGUUAGAAACCGUACGCUCCAGUCGAAAGCAGAUCAUCGAUAUCCUUGAACAACGAGAUGACCGCUUACUAGUGGUCGUUGGCCCUUGCUCAAUUCACAACACACAAGAGGCAUUGGAAUUUGCUUCCCGCUUGCGUGAACUUUCUAAAAGACUCUCUUCAACUCUUUGCAUCGUAAUGCGUGCUUAUUUGGAGAAGCCUCGUACCACCGUCGGCUGGAAGGGUCUGAUCAAUGAUCCUGACAUUGAUGGGUCCUAUAAAAUUAACAAGGGACUACACAUUUCCCGUCAGCUUUACUCAAGCUUGACCGAUAUGGGUGUCCCAAUUGCCAGUGAAAUGCUUGAUACCAUCUCGCCACAGUAUCUUGCGGAAUUUAUUUCCCUUGGGGCAAUUGGUGCACGCACCACGGAGUCUCAAUUGCAUCGAGAGCUGGCAUCUGGCCUCAGCUUUCCCAUUGGGUAUAAAAAUGGGACAUCCGGCAGUGUUGGCGUCGCCAUCGAUGCUAUCCAGGCUGCCUCCAAACCUCACAGAUUUUUGGGAGUCACGAAACAGGGUAUGGCAGCUGUGACUCGCACCACUGGGAAUGAACAUGGGUCCAUUAUUUUGCGAGGCAGCAAUCAGGGCCCGAAUUAUAGUAAGGAACAUAUCGGCCGGGCGAGACAGACGCUGAAGCUGAAAGGCGAGCGGGAGAACAUCAUGAUUGAUUGUUCGCAUGGUAACUCAGAGAAAAACCAUCGAAACCAGGCAGUUGUGGCAACGAAUGUGGCUGGUCAGAUUGCAAGUGGAGAGACUGCAAUCGUUGGUGUGAUGAUCGAGAGCAAUCUCAAUGAGGGCAAUCAAAAGGUGCCUUCGCAAGGGACGAGUGGGCUCCGGCCUGGAGUCAGUAUCACCGAUGCUUGCAUUGACUGGGAGACAACUGUGGAUGUUCUGCAAAUGCUGGCAAAUUCUGUUCAGUAUAGACGUUUUGGAGCUAAGACCGCAACCAUCGAGUGUGCUGGAAAAGGCCACGUCCGUUUCGAUAAGCAGAUCACAGAGAUCAGUGCUGUUGAAUUGGUGUGA